AUGCCCGUUCAAAUGCAUGAAGCUGAUACGAUCGCUGUAGAGGAUACGACAGUUGCUUCUGAAAACGAUGAUGAAAACCACGAAAUUGCCGAUAAUUUUCAUGUAAAGCCAGCUCCAAGAAGAUUUUCUUUUGGGAAAAUUCCUGUUCCUCCAGUUGCAUUAACAGUUUCCAAUAUUCAAGAAGCAGCUGCGUUAGAGAUAACGGACCAACAACCUCAAACCGAAUCGAAAGUUCAGUUGAAACCAAGAAAAUCAUCUGUUACGCCUGAUGUUUUCAAAAAUUUUCGAGAAUCUAACGAGAGAAAGAACACUCCCGCUAAGGAACAAAUUGUUCACGUUGAAACCAAAGGACGAUUCCGUGAUAUGAAAAAAGGAUUGUUCCAGUUUGAACGUCUUAGAGAACAAGAAAGAGAUGAAGCAUAUCAGCAACAAAGACAUAUAUUGGUUCCUUCGAUAUUUCAUAAUAUAGCUCAUGCGUAUCACACGCAGAGAGCUGUUAAUCAGUUUUCGAUAAUUGUUCAAGGAUUUCUUGCUGGUAUAUCACUGACGCUUGCUGUAUUUGCCUUCAAUUUCGCGGAGGAGGUGUUGUUGCGAGGAUACAAAUGGAUGAGCGUACCAAUUCAUGCGGCUUUUGUGGCCGCGUUCACGCUAGGUGUCGUUACUUCGAUUGAUAGAAUGGGUGUUUAUAAGUCACAACAUUUCACAUCAUGGACUCACUUGAAAGAAGUAAUUGUUAAUAAUGGUUUUAUUAGUGUUAUUAUCUGGUCUGUGGGGCUGUUGGCAACUUUGAUGUGCAUCCGAUUCGAUACAAAACUCUUUCAUGAGAACAUGGAAACGGUACCGCAUGAUUUGAUAACUCUUUGGAGAAUCUGUUGCGUCAUUCGUGCAAUAUCGGCGUCUGUUGGUUGGCUCUUCUUGGCAUUUCGUCCCGAUUCCGAUAUUGUUUCCAGACAAUUGAAAAUCUCAUUGCUUGAAUCAAUCAAAAGAAGCUAUGAAGCAGAUUACAGCGAAAAGAAAGAUGUAAUUCUCAAAGCCUUGCGUAUGAAUUCUUAG
Molecule: messenger RNA, 1053 nt
Organism: Caenorhabditis bovis
Lineage: Eukaryota; Metazoa; Nematoda; Chromadorea; Rhabditida; Rhabditidae
Source: the annotation of a GenBank genome assembly